Messenger RNA from Saccoglossus kowalevskii, 889 nucleotides. RefSeq lists its product as uncharacterized. The record is from RefSeq and is a predicted model, not a curated record. Lineage: Eukaryota; Metazoa; Hemichordata; Enteropneusta; Harrimaniidae.
UCAAAUGUGAUUCUUGCAAUAGAUCGAAUUCGUUCAAAUACACCUGGUGCAAGUUCCUAGCAUAGCCAUGUCAUCUCCGGUUACGAUACUCAGUGUUCAAGGUCUGAAGUGCGUUACUCUGAUUGAGAAGAUACCUUUUAAUUAUUUCAACAGAGAAGGUCAUUUUUUAACAUGGAGGUUAGUAUCUAUGAUGUUCGAUCCGUGGCAUUUGAUAACAUCUCGUGCCCAGAACUACUGUGACUUGGGCACCAUCUUGGUUGAAAACUAUGCAUUUUCGAGAUCUGGAAUGUGCCAUAUUUCCCCGAAUCUACAUAGUUUGAUGAAACCUUCGUUGAAACCUAUUGUUCAGUGGGGCAUUUUUGGAGUUGGAAAUUCCUCACAUACUCAUGUUAUCGACGUUAUGGAUCAGCAUAAGAGUAUUGUGCUUGCACGUAGACAUGUACAGUUUGUGAAUGUUUCCAGGGAAACGCGUCUUCCAACCAGAUUACCUGAAUGGUUUAUUGAAAAAUACCGCCCAAAGUUGCAGGGCAAAGCUCCCGAAUUGAUGCAACAUAUCACGCUGAAGCCAGAGCAAAGGUUUGUGUUCGAGAUUGAGAUACAAAAAGAAGACAUUGAUCAUUAUGGACAUACAAACAAUUCCAUAUAUGGAAAGUAUAUGGAGGAAUGCGCUUGCCUUGCCAUCAACAGUGGUUUCUAUUCAUCAAUCAAAGGCAACAUUCACAACUAUAUAAUUACCAAGAUGGGUAACCUUUUUAUUCAUGAGGCAAAGCUUGGUGAUUUGUUGACCAUUGAAUCCUGGGAAGAAGAUUGUUCUGGGAUACUGAAUUUUAUAAUGCAUAAGCAAGGAAAGGAUAUCUUUCAUGGCAAGCUGCAUUGUGAGUCACUGUAA